UACGUCUCAUGUGUCCCCAUAGUAAUGGCGUUUAUGGCUAUGGUUACCUCUUACUCUUCUUCUUGGCCGCCUUACUAGUCAUCAAAUCCAAAAAUCCAAAACGACAGGUCCCAAAUAGCCGUCUUGGCAGCGCUAAUGGUGGGAUAUCACAUCCAAAUUCCUACACACAUCAUAUCCGACUCUGAUCAAUUCAAAAAGAAGAAGAAGAAGCCCGCAAAAGUCAUAUCCAUCGUUACGAGUUACGACUUGAGGUUGAGGGGCCAUCAAUGGAGACAAAAAUGCCGUUUGAGAUAAUUUUAAGUUUUAUUGAUUCCUAUAGUCCAUAGAAGAAGAAUGACACUAUGAGCCAUUCGUUUAUAAGUUCACUUUCGGCAAGGGAGCACCCCAGAGCACCCCACCCCAAAAAGACGCCAUAGACACCAAUUCAUAAAUACGAGGUUUUGAGCGAGCUUUCUGUUCGGUGGUCAAUGCUAGUCAGUACUCAGCAACUGAUCAAUACUACGUACACUACAGAAGAGUUGAUUGAGGAGAAUGGAAGUGUAGAGAUUGGAGUCUGGCCGGAAAUGAAGAAGGGUCAUUACUCCUCUGCCAAAAGAAGACGCCCAUGGACUCCUGAAGAAGAUCUGCUGCUCAGGAAAUGCGUCGAGAAGCAUGGCCAAUGCAACUGGCAUCUUGUUCCUUCCAUGGCAGGGAUAAAGAGGUGCCGUAAGAGUUGUAGACUGAGAUGGUUGAACUAUUUGUGUCCCAACAUCAAGCGAGGGGAAUUUACUGACGACGAAGACGACCUCAUCUUCAGGCUUCAUAAGCUCUUAGGCAACAGAUGGUCGUUGAUUGCGGGAAGACUGCCAGGUAGGACGGCUAACGAUGUGAAGAACCACUGGAACUGCCACUUGAAGAAGAAAAUUGUCAUCUCUGAUGUAUCUAAAAAGGAAAUCCAUGAGAGGGUCCAAGUUAUAAAGCCACAGCCUCGGCUUCCGCCCAAGGAUAUACAGACUUGUGUAAACAAACAGUACUAUGGCGAGAAUGAAGUGGGCAUGUUGAUGACCCCUCCAAGGGCUACGGACAAUAAGCCUGUGAGGUGUUGGGAUAGCUUGCUUAGUAAUGAAGAGGAAGACAAUAUAGUAGUCAUCCCUGGAGACAUAGACGAGGUGGUGAAGCAGCAACCCCUUGUAGGCAAUAAUAGCUCUUUGUUUGAUAGUAUUGAGCUCGGUUCAUCUGCUGAGGGUAGUGCCUUUAUGGCCGAAGGCUGUGAUUGGGAUGUCCUCACCACUCAUGUGGACUUGUAUCACAGUGAUUGGUUCGAUACCUUAUAGCCCAAUCAAAAAGGAACCUGUCUUCCCUUACGAAUAUGUGAUGAUAUCUGUCGAGAAUUUGAAUCCAACGCCUGUCUUUUUUGCUUC
Macadamia integrifolia is the source of this 1400-nucleotide messenger RNA. RefSeq names its product transcription factor MYB1-like. Lineage: Eukaryota; Viridiplantae; Streptophyta; Magnoliopsida; Proteales; Proteaceae. The record is from RefSeq and is a predicted model, not a curated record. The transcript is spliced from 3 exons. The coding region runs from base 468 to 1313 and encodes 281 amino acids.